Messenger RNA from Thecamonas trahens ATCC 50062, 1612 nucleotides. RefSeq lists its product as uncharacterized. Gene Ontology annotation, biological process: positive regulation of transcription by RNA polymerase II. The record is from RefSeq and is a predicted model, not a curated record. Bases 1 to 1236 code for a protein of 411 amino acids. The transcript is spliced from 2 exons. Gene Ontology annotation, cellular component: NSL complex; MLL1 complex; Ino80 complex. Gene Ontology annotation, molecular function: protein binding; G-quadruplex RNA binding. Lineage: Eukaryota; Apusomonadida; Apusomonadidae.
AUGGGCAAGAGCCUGGGGCUGGGCAAGGGCAAGGGGCUGGGUGGUGGGCAUGGCAGUACGGGCAAGCACGGAAGUUCGACAGAGUUUACGGCGGCUGACGAUGCGGCGCUGGUGGAGGCGGCGCUGCAGGGCGUGGUGGCGCCUGCCGUGGCUGCAGUGGCGGUUCCGCUCUCGGCUCCGUUCACCCCGCAUGACAUUGCCGCGCGUUGGAAGUAUUUGCUCAACUAUGCCACGCCUGAGGGCGGGACAGGCAAGGGAUCGCCGCUGGCAGAGCUGGCAUCGGCGCGCAAGGCGCUACGCUCGGCUGAUGUGGUGUGGUCGGCCGAGGAGGACAAGGUCCUGGCCGGGUACUCGGGCCCACGUACGGCCGAGGCACUGCAGGCGCUGCUGGGGAGCCACGCGGCGGUUUUCCACCCGACGCGGACGCCGAAGGACUUGCUGGAGCAGCUAAUGGUGCUGGACCAUGUGGCGGCGGUGACAGCGGCGGCGCCGCAGUCCGCGUCAUCGUUCGCAGCGCUGGAAGAGGAGCUCUUUGCGGACGCCGACCGCACGCUGUGCAAGGUGAUGAAGGACAAGCUUCGGUGGUCGGAGCGGGCGCACCUUGUUCCACUGCUGGAAGGCGCGCUGGCUGCGGGCGGCGGGGCCGAGGCCAGGGCCGGAAACGGGGUGCCGUCUGCGGCGGCGGCGCAGGCGCUGCUCGCAAACGAGGCGUCCUCAUUUGAGCUUGCCACCGCGCUUCGCGACGCCGAGUGGGUCCGCAACACGGUGGCACACGCCGAUCGCGUAAUGGAGCUCGAGCCGCUUGUCGAGCUCCGGCGGCACAUGCAGUGGUCGCCGUCGACGCUCGCCCUCCUCCGCGGCUCCAAGCUGUUCUUUGCCAUGGCAUACGCCGGCUUUACCUUUGGCCGCGGGUCGGGGCCUGCCGACGUUGAUCUUGCGGUCGAGGGCGCGUGCCCCAAGGUGUCGCGGCUGCAGGGCGCCAUCAAGCUCAAGGCUGACGGCUUCUUUUACCUGGUCAACCUCGGCUCGGCGCGAGUGGCGGUCAACGGGGCGCGGCUUCGAAAGCACGGCUCGAUGCGGCUGCCACACAACGCAUGCCUACAGAUUGCUAACCUCACGUUUAUCUUCGAGGUCAACCAGGUGGUCAUGCCGCAGGUGCGCGCGGCGCUGGCGCCUGCGCUCGACGCCGCCAAGGCUGCGGCGAGCGCGGCGGCAGGCUUGCGGACGCGGACGUGAAGAACGCGACGCAAGGUGAAAGGUGAGCUCCCUCACAGUGUCGUCUGGCCAAAGGCUGAGAGCACCAUCUGGACAGCAACCUUGGCGGUGGCGUUGCGCGUGUCGAGGACCGGGUUGACUUCGACGACGUCGAGCCCGCACAUGCCGCCGUGGCGGGCGAGCAUCUCCAUGAUGAGGUGGCCCUCACGGAAGGAGAUGCCGCCGGGCACGGGCGUGCCCACGCCCGGGGCCACGGACGGGUCGAGCGAGUCUGCGUCAAACGAGACCGCAAACGAGUCAGCGACGCCCGGAGCGAUGAUGUUGAGCGCACGCUCCAUGACGUUGGCCAUACCGUGGCGGUCGAUGGAGGACAUGGUAAAGACAUUGUGGUCCUCGA